Messenger RNA from Daktulosphaira vitifoliae (grape phylloxera), 788 nucleotides. RefSeq names its product probable cytochrome P450 6a13. Lineage: Eukaryota; Metazoa; Arthropoda; Insecta; Hemiptera; Phylloxeridae. The annotation marks the transcript as partial. Gene Ontology annotation, molecular function: monooxygenase activity; oxidoreductase activity, acting on paired donors, with incorporation or reduction of molecular oxygen; iron ion binding. The transcript has 3 exons. The record is from RefSeq and is a predicted model, not a curated record.
AUUACAAUUAUUUGCUUAGAUAAGUUUACUGAAAACGAUAUCGUGGGAAAUGCUUUUGGAUUAUUUAUUGCUGCAUAUGAGACAGUUUCGACUGCAAUAUCAUUUUGCCUUUAUGAACUAUCAUUAAAUAAAUCAAUUCAAGAUCGAAUACGAAAGGAAAUGGAGUUGGUUAAAACAAGGUUUGUCGAUAAUGAAGAAAAAUAUGAUAUGUUCAAUCAACUUCACUACACUGAUAUGGUUUUAGCUGCACUCAAGUAUUUUGUAGAAACCGUUCGUAAAUAUCCACCGGUCGCAGCAUUGUUUCGAGAGGCAACACAGGAUUAUAAUAUGACUGAAGGAUUAUUGUUAGAAAAAGGCAUUAAAAUUAUAAUUCCGAUUUAUUCGAUACAUUAUAAUAAAAUGUAUUAUCCAAAUCCAUACAAAUUUGAUCCUGAUAGAUUUUUACCCGAAGAAAAAAUUAAAAUACGAAACGGUACGUAUUUACCAUUUGGAGAUGGACCUCGUAUUUGUAUAGGUAAGCGUUUUGCCGAAUUAGAAAUGAAAAUAGCAUUAUUGGAAUUUUUGACAAACUUUGAAGUAGCACCUUGCGAAAAAACUGAUAUACCAAUAAAGUUUAGCAAAAACUCAUUUGUGGUAGUUCCAAAAAAUGGCAUUUGGUUACAUAUCAAAAAACUGAAUAAAACCAGUAAAUUUUCAUAGUUUUAAAUUAUUUAAAUUAGCUCUUUGUUGUUGUUAAAUAAAUAAUGCGUUAUAUUUAAUGUUUUAAAUAAUGUAUUAUAUAAAUUAAA